Messenger RNA from Cynara cardunculus var. scolymus (artichoke), 1530 nucleotides. Its product is annotated as hydroxyproline O-arabinosyltransferase 1. The record is from RefSeq and is a predicted model, not a curated record. The transcript has 8 exons. Bases 173 to 1261 code for a protein of 362 amino acids. Gene Ontology annotation, molecular function: glycosyltransferase activity. NCBI's taxonomy places the organism in Eukaryota, Viridiplantae, Streptophyta, Magnoliopsida, Asterales, Asteraceae.
AACUACUCGCGCAUACCUCUAUGGAUUACAACCAAAACACAUACGACUUUUUUCUUCUUCUUCUUCUUCUUCUUCUCCACCCCUCUUUCCUCCCACUUCUCUCCUUCCAAAUUCCCAAAAGUUUCCCAAAUUUCUACAUGUAAAAAGAUUCAAAAACAUUGAAUUUUGGAUCAUGGGUUGUGGGAAUUUCUUCUUCACUUUGAUUAUAACCUUUUCGGUUGCUCUAAUCACAUACAACAUCAUUAUUUCGGCCAAUGCUCCACUCAGGCAAGAGCUUCCAGGUUCGUCGCAAGGGGUUCUUUCUGUCGACCCCAUCAUCAAGAUGCCCGGUGAUAGAAAGUCAGCUUCCGCCAGCAAGAAGAGGCUGUUUCAUACUGCAGUUACUGCCUCUGAUUCUGUUUAUAAUACAUGGCAGACUAGGAUCAUGUAUUAUUGGUUUAAGAAGAUGAAAAAAAAUGGUGGAGUUAAUUGUGAAAUGGGUGGAUUUACGAGGAUCUUGCAUUCUGGAAAGGCUGAUAAGUUUAUGGAUGAGAUCCCUACUUUUGUUGCUCAGCCACUCCCCCCUGGUACAGAUCAGGGUUAUAUAGUCCUAAAUAGACCUUGGGCAUUUGUGCAAUGGCUUCAACAAGCAGAGAUUAAGGAAGACUAUAUCUUGAUGUCAGAGCCAGAUCAUGUUAUCGUUAAACCAAUACCAAAUUUGUCUAGAGACGGCCUUGGAGCAGCAUUCCCCUUCUUUUAUAUUGAACCUAAAAAGUACGAGUCGGUUCUUAGAAAGUUCUUCCCCGAAGACAAGGGCCCGAUAACCAAUAUUGAUCCUAUUGGAAAUUCGCCCGUUAUUGUUGGGAAGGAAUCGCUUAAAAAGAUCGCCCCCACGUGGAUGAACGUGUCGUUGGCAAUGAAAAAAGACCAUGAAGCUGAUAAGGCUUUCGGUUGGGUCCUCGAGAUGUAUGCUUAUGCUGUUUCAUCUGCAUUCCAUGGUGUUGGUAACAUCUUACACAAGGACUUCAUGCUCCAGCCGCCAUGGGACACGGAAAUUGGCGAUAAGUUUAUAAUUCACUACACAUACGGAUGCGACUAUACUAUGGAGGGUAAGUUGACAUAUGGAAAGAUCGGGGAGUGGAGAUUUGACAAAAGAUCGUUCGAUACCUUCUAUCCUCCAAGAAACCUUCCACUUCCUCCACCUGGUGUCCCCGAAAGUGUGGUAACGCUUGUGAAAAUGGUGAAUGAGGCCACCGAAAACAUCCCAAACUGGGGGCCUUAAGAUGGUCGGCCAAUGUUUAAACUAUUUGCAGGCGGGAGAUAAGGUGUAUGUAUAUUCAUCUGUCCUCUUCCUCUUAACAACAUACGAUCUCCAUCUGUUGUUAACAGAGUUUGAUCACAUUAGAGCUAUUUUUGGGCUAACAUAAAAACACUCGUUAUGGAGGAAUUAUAUUGCGUUUUCGGGUAAAUCUAUUUCGGGGUCAAAACAUCUGUUUAGAAGACAAGCCAUAUAUGGGUUCAAGUUAUAAUCAAAGUCCAGUUUUUAUUCAU